AUGGCGGACAUUUACUCUCCGAUUCCCGUCUCCUCUCAGCUCUUCACCUCGAAAUCUCGUCCUCCAUUUGCACAAUCCAUGAGCGUCCUCGCCUCGAGACAACACAACCAGCUUAUUACUAGCUCGGCAGGUGGGACCCCGCAGCCGGUAAAGGCGAUUCAGAAGAGGAGACGAGCGGACGAUUCGGAUGAUGAUAUGGACCAAACGGACUCGCGCUCGCCUAGUCCGGAGAAACAGCAGCAAAGGGUCAUGGCGCCGGCAAGGUCUGCAAAGAGGCUGGCUGCAAAUAAGAAAGCCCGACCAGAUACAAGUACAGACAAGCAAUCUGAAACAAGCAAUUCAAAUGGAGAAGACGGUACCGACUUGGCUGAUGCCCGCGUGCUGCUUGCCAAUUUACCGCUAUCAUCGUACCCAGCCAUGAUCCAAACGUUGCUAGAAAAGGAUCCUUCGGUCACCAAGCUCUUGAUAUCCGUCAUUCCACGGCCGUCAGCGGAUAUGGCACGCGAAGCAAUUGUGCAGGCGACAAAGAAACUCCGGGAUGCGGUUCCCUAUAGCGCCGCAUCGUCCGCCCGCUCAAACGGCGGCGCCUCAACGUCGGCAUCGGCACUAGGCCUAACGUCGGCGGGCGGGAAUUCACUUGGGCUGAGUGCGAGUGGGAGUACAAGUCUUGGGUUUGGUGCCCUGUCACUCGGAUCGUCUACCAUUGGACUCGACUUUGGCUUUGGUCCAUCCGCCGCGACGCCCUCUGCAAACUCUGCUGUUUCCUCUGGUCAGCGAGAUGCAUAUGUUCUCGAUCGACUACGACCGGCUAUUCAAGACUUUCUUUCCACGGUCCAUGCGUACCUGCCGUACUUUAGCCUGACGGUCACCCCGGUCACCCUCUCGUCGCUCCAAGACAAGCCGAAACCGACCUUGCCACCAAAGGAACAACCCCAUCCCAACGAGACUUUUAUUGUCUUAUCCAGCUUGACCAACGGAUUGAUCUCGCUCCCACCAAAGGCGAUUGCAGCACUCAAGGAGCAGUCGACUCUGGUGGAAAAGGUCGUCAAAGAGUGGGAAGCGUGGUUGGAUCAUCUCGACACUGCAGUGAACCAGAAUGGGGAAAUGUUUAGUGGCGAACAAGCAAGAAGUUGGAUCCAGGCGCUCGACUCGUUUGCAGCCGGGACAGCGGCGUCUUCGGUUGGAUUUGGCGUGUCAUCGUCGUCAUCCUUUGGUGGGUGGGGCUCGUCUUCGUCGUCGCUUGGCUGGGGGAUGUCGUCCAAGUCGGCGAGUCUAUCGGAGAGCAACGUCCCAGAGAUGAAGGGGAUUCGAGACGCGUGGGUGCGUCGAGUCGGGUGGCUAGUCGGUCGACAGCCUCCGGUUGCAGGCUUUGAUGCGAUGGACGAGCUAUGA
Serendipita indica DSM 11827 is the source of this 1392-nucleotide messenger RNA. Lineage: Eukaryota; Fungi; Basidiomycota; Agaricomycetes; Sebacinales; Serendipitaceae. The record is from the annotation of a GenBank genome assembly.